Messenger RNA from Lottia gigantea (owl limpet), 267 nucleotides. RefSeq lists its product as hypothetical. The record is from RefSeq and is a predicted model, not a curated record. The annotation marks the transcript as partial. NCBI's taxonomy places the organism in Eukaryota, Metazoa, Mollusca, Gastropoda, Lottiidae. Gene Ontology annotation, biological process: neuron projection development; microtubule cytoskeleton organization. Gene Ontology annotation, molecular function: microtubule binding. The transcript has 3 exons. Gene Ontology annotation, cellular component: neuron projection.
CAGUCUAAAUGUGGGUCUAUGGAUAAUGCUACCCACAAAGCUGGUGGUGGGGAUAAAAAGAUAUUAAGUGAGAAAGUUGAAUGGAGAGCUGAAUCUAGAAUAGGAUCAUUAGAUAACGCCAAACAUUCACCUGGAGGGGGUAACGUACAAAUUCAUUCAGAAAAAUUAGAAUUUAAAGAAAAAGCAGAAUCAAAAUGUGGUUCGCUUGAUAACGCUUCUCACAAACCUGGUGGAGGGGAUAAAAAGGUACUGGUAUCCAUCCCAUAG